GAAGGAAGUUUGGGUGACUGAUGGCGGACGGGGGGUCCAGGGAACAAGGCCUUGUGGGGAAAGUACAACUUCACUUCUCUCUGUUGUCCCAGACCAUGAACUACGUGGGGCAGCUGGCAGAGUCGGUGUUUGUGACGGUGAAGGAGCUGUACCGGGGCCUGAACCCAGCCACGCUCACGGGGGGCAUCGAUGUCAUCGUGGUGCGCCAGCCCGACGGCAGCCUCCAGUGCUCCCCAUUCCACGUGCGCUUCGGCAAGCUGGGGGUGCUGCGCUCCAAAGAAAAAGUGGUGGACAUUGAGAUCAACGGGGAGCCAGUUUACCUGCAAAUGAAGCUGGGGGACAACGGAGAAGCUUUUUUUGUGGAGGAAAAUGAGGACUUUGAGUCCAGAGUGCCAGCCCACCUCUGUACGUCACCCAUCCUCAUCGAGCUCCCGGAGGGGGCCGAGGAGACCUUCGAAGGCCCCACUUCCGGUAGCACACGCAGGAAAAAGCGGCGGCGCAAACGCAUACGCUCCGACUCCCACCUAAGAGAUGACUGCAGCUCCUCGUCCGAGGAGAGGGAGAGGGAGAGGGAGCGGGAGCAGACUGAACAGGAGAGCCCUUCCAAAGAAGAGCUCACCACAUCCAUGCUCGCCAGUAAGUCGGUGUACUUCUCGCUGUCUGAGCAACCGUAUGAAGAGUUGGGGGCCGUGCAGACCAGGGACGUACACCCUCACUCAGAGGGAGAGUGGUCCCCCUCAGAGAGCAGUGUGUUCUACAGUCGUCCUUCCUCCCCCAAGAGUGACUCCGAGCUGCUGGUGAAGCCUCCGGAGUCCUCAGGGCCUCAGAUGCAGUGGAACUGGGGUGGCUUUCCAAAGAUGUGUUUGGCGGAGAGGGGGACGGUGGAGGUGCAGCGCGUCUCCCCUGGCAUCCACUGCUCGGACAGCUCCCACUUCCGCACCAUCCAGUGGCAGGACUCCUUCGACAUGGGCCAGGAGCCCGGGUUCAGCUGUGGCCGAGCGAACAGUAGCGUAACGGUGGUGGUCAGGCCCAAGCCCAGGACCGGACCAGCGGUCCCACACACAGAGACUUCCCCCAUAGACCUGGAGAGAACCUCUAAGAGAAGCUGCAGCCCAUAUCACCCCACCGCAGAGCCACUGACUUUAGCAUCAUUAGCGAUGGCUAGCAUAGACUCUUCCCAGGCUCCAGGGCAUACAAAAAAGCAGCCCCAAGUAGAGACCCUGCAGGCAGAGGAGGAGGGAGCCAAGGAGUCUGCAUCCAACCUGGAGCUGAAAGAGGCAAGAUCCUCCCUGGCUAACAUAGUUAGCAUUGCUAAUGGAGGAAAUGCUGAUAGCCUAGCUAGCGCAGGAAGCAUAGGCGAUGUUGAAUGUGUAGCUAACACAGUUAGCCAAAUUGAAAACGACUGCAUAGACACACCCAUCCCACCCAAAAAGGCUAGCAAAGCUGGCACAACCAGCACAGACAGGCGAGCUAGCAACAGGAUAGAUACUUUAGCAAACACUGCUAGCUUACCUGACGCUGCUAGCUUAGCCAAUGCAGCAGGUCCCAACAUUUUCACAGAGUCUCUCGAUAGGAUCGAACACCCAGACCAGCACAGUGCCUUACCAGAAACCAAUGGACAGGGGUUUGCAGAAGGAGUUAUCGUGAGUGAGGGCAACAGUGGGAUCAAGCCCUGCACUGAGGGAGGGGAGGAGAUGGAGAUCAAAUCUGUUAUGAUGGACAGAGCCACAGAGGGCUCCCUGACCAAUCAUGCUGCGGAGAGUGUUGAAGUGACAGAAAUGGGAGCCACUGAGGCUCUGGGGGAGGAGCAUUCUGGCUCAGCAGUCACAAUGGGCAAAGCAGAGCACAGAGACAAGAAGAAAGGUAAACGCAGUCAGCACCUAGGACCCUCCGACAUCUACCUGGACGACCUGUCUAACCUUGACCCAGAGGUGGCAGCUCUCUACUUCCCGCCUAAAGGUGAGACAGAAGGGAGCUCACGGCAGGGUGCUGAGCAAGGGUCUGGGUCUGGUAACCAGUCUCCCCAGUCGGUGGGCAGCGGGGCCAUGGACAGCGGAACAGAGUACCUGUCGGACUCCACCUCCGACCACAUGGAUGUCAGCAUGUCCCUCUGCGGCCGCACCGGCCACACCAGCCAAAUCAACAAAGAUAAGUUUAUGGAGCAAGUUGUGAACUACCAAGAUUUGGUGAGCAACCCUGGACUUAUCGAAGAUCCAAAUCUGGUUAUCUGCAUCAACUCAAAGUACUAUAACUGGGCAGUAGCUGCCCCUAUGGUCCUGUCAAUGCAAGUCUUUCAAAAGAAUCUACCAAAGAGUGCCAUUGACCAGCUGGUGAAGGAUAAGAUGCCCAAAAAGUCUGGCCGCUGGUGGUUCUCCUGGAGGAGGAAGGACAUGGACACUAACCCAAACCAGCCUGGAGAGAAUUCCAAGCAGGAUCAAGAGAAGUCACAAGCAGAGACUGAAGAAGCCUCAACCUCUGUUUCCGGUCACUCAACAACGAUACUGGCCACUCUCGAUGACCUGACAAGCGACGAGGAGGCGGGCCUGGGCCGAGAUGGCAGCCUAUCAUCAGAGACCUCCGAGACCAUGACCACCGCCCAGUGUUUCAGCCAGAUGUACCGGAAGUCCCUACGCCUCACUUCCGAUCAGAUAGAGCGGUUGAACCUGCGGGAAGGGGCCAACAAGGUUGUGUUCAGCGUGACCACUCAGUACCAGGGCACCUGUCGCUGCGAGGCCGCCAUCUACCUGUGGAACUGGGACGACCGCGUUGUCAUCUCAGACAUCGACGGCACCAUCACCAAGUCUGAUGCUCUUGGGCAUAUCCUACCUCAGCUGGGGAAAGACUGGACGCACCAGGGCAUCGCCCGACUGUACCACAAAAUCCACCAGAACGGCUACAAGUUCCUGUACUGUUCGGCGCGGGCCAUCGGCAUGGCCGAUAUCACCAAGGGCUACCUGCAGUGGGUGAACGACAAAGGCACCGUCCUCCCCAAGGGCCCCGUGCUGCUGGCCCCCAGCAGUUUCUUCUCUGCCCUGCACAGAGAGGUGGUGGAGAAAAAGCCUGAGGUGUUUAAGGUCGCCUGCCUUACCGACAUCCGAGAUCUGUUCAACCCCCAGAGGCAGCCCUUCUACGCAGCCUUCGGUAACAGGACCAAUGAUGCCUUUGCCUAUAAGAAGGUGGGAGUCCCUGACACCAGGAUCUUCACUGUGAACCCCAAAGGAGAGCUCAUUCAAGAGAAGACCAAAGGGAACAAGUCAUCGUACACACACCUCGGCGAGCUGGUGGAGCACUUCUUCCCUGAGAUCUCCAAGGAUGGGACUUCAUCCUCCUUCCACUGCCCUGAGUACAGCCACUUCUCCUACUGGAGAGAGCCCCUACCACCACUGGACAUGUCCUCUCUGGACUAGAAACACACACCACUGGACCAGUCCUCUCUGGACUAGACACACACACACACACACACACCCACCACUGGACCAGUCCUCUCUGGACUAGACACACACACACACACACACACACACACACACACCCACCCACCACUGGACCAGUCCUCUCUGGACUAGACACACACACACACACACCACUGGACCAGUCCUCUCUGGACUAGACACACACACACACCACUGGACCAGUCCUCUCUGGACUAGACACACACACACACAACUGGACAAGACACUAGCACGCAUGCACACACUUUCUUUCCUCCCCUUUGCUCCUUUUCCUUCUCUCUCUCUCUGUCGAUCCGUUUCUGAAUUCAUAAAUGGCUUUACUAAGUGUUCAUUGCCUGGAAUAUUCUAGAUGUGAAAUGUUCUCAUUUAAUAUGCUCUAUAUUCUCCUGUGUCAUUAAUCUAAUGCAAUAGAGAAGAUAAAGCUAAAGUGUAUGGAUUUCAAAGAAUUACUGGGAGACACACACACACAGACAUGCACAGAGCCAAAUUGAGACCAAAUAUGCAUCGAUGACUGUUCAUUUUACGCAACACUGUAUACUUCAUAUUGUGGAAUAUUGAUUGCAAAAAGUCACUGCACUGGCCGUGCCAUAUUGCCAUUAUCCAAACGAUACUGGAGCAAGGUACAUUUGUGUGUCUCAAGAGUUCCAAAAAGAGCUUUGCCAUUUUAAAACACAGUUAGCAAACCUGCAUACUAGUAGUAUACUAUACAAAUUAUAACAUCUACGUACAGAUGCAACUGGACAAAAAUACCCUUCUCAGUUUUAAGUUUGCUAUAUCACUUUUUGCCUGAACUUUCUACUUCAUUUGGUGUAUGCAUACAAUUCCAUCCUAUAUAUUGUUUUGAAAAACAUAUUUAUUAGCUCAUUGUACCAUUGAGCGCAAAACAGCUUUUUAGCGUAGAAAAGGUAAGUAAGCCUUCAGCUUGAUUUGAAAACAAAGCCCCACCACGUGAGUAUUUAUGCUUUGUGUUCUAGUGGGACUGAUCUGGAAUUGUUCAACUUUCUCUUUGCCUGUACUCGCUGUCGUCCAUUGCAGUGACGACUCAGGAGUCUGCUUUAAAGGGAUAGUUCACCCAAAUUCCUCCUUUUUUCUGUACUUUAAAAGUAGUCCAAAGACUAUUAUGAUAGACUGCAGUACACUCUUCCCAUGUGAUGGUGGAACAUUGAAUGUCAGCAUGACCAAGUAACCGUACUUUGUAUUUUAUAUUAGAUGAGUAAAGGACAAAACCAUUUUAUUUUUACAGUGCUAAAAUGAGAUUAGUGUAAAAACUCUAAAAAAGCAAUAGAAGUGUGCGUGCAUGUUGACCCCAAAGAGUAUAUUGUAGCUCGAAAAUACAGUCAUUGGAAUGGAGACAAUGUGCUGAGUUGUAGCCUAGCGUGAUGAGUAAGCCCGUCCGUCUGAGACCAAAAUGACUUGAACUGCUGCUUUUGACUGGAAGCUAGCUUUUUGAUCUAGUUUAUAGUUGACUUCGCUAUGUAUUUUGGAGCUCUUGCAUCAAGGAUUUGGUAGCAGUUGGAUACACACAGGCCCCAACCAGAAACGGGACCCAACCAGAAGCAAUGCCUAGCCCCUGACCCCGCAGUGGUCAGGGGGGUGCAUCAGGCUUCUUGCACCCUGGAAAAAGUGUUUCAGCUUUACACAAGAGACGAGGGAGUAGGGGCUUGGGGUUGUUUCAGGACAGGUGCAAUGGCAUAGUAGGUUAGGGGUUGAUCCUAAAGUCUGGGUUAAAGCUAUAGCCCCUCAUUAGCUUUUGUCACGCAGAGGUGCGUUAUGGGCGAGAUCUUAGCAGAAUAUGUGUUGCUACUAGUUAACAGUAGGCUCGGAUCACACCACUCUCUUUAAGGUUACGACACUUCAUGUUUUCGAGCUGAGCCAUAUAGAUAUUUAUAUAUGGUUUCGAUGCGGUUUUAUACUAGGCCAUACGUGAAUCGGGUGGCUCAGAAUCGGACACAUUCCAGGGUUGAGUAAAUAGAACCGGUUGGGGAAUUGAAAUGGUCUGGUUUGACACGGUGCCUUCUUGUUUAUAUGAUUCAUAAGCUUUUUAUAUGUAUUGAUAUUUCUAAAUAUAUUGUUUAAUGUCAUCCAAAGUAAUACCAUGGGCUCUGUGUGGAGACUAGAGAAAUUGCAUUGGACCCGAAAAGCCCUGUCGUUGCUGUAAGUUUUUAUCAAAUUAUCUUAAUAUAAAGUAAAUACUGUAAAACACA
Messenger RNA from Oncorhynchus masou masou (cherry salmon), 5653 nucleotides. RefSeq names its product phosphatidate phosphatase LPIN2-like. Lineage: Eukaryota; Metazoa; Chordata; Actinopteri; Salmoniformes; Salmonidae. Gene Ontology annotation, biological process: cellular response to insulin stimulus; fatty acid catabolic process; triglyceride biosynthetic process. The record is from RefSeq and is a predicted model, not a curated record. Gene Ontology annotation, cellular component: nucleus. Gene Ontology annotation, molecular function: phosphatidate phosphatase activity; transcription coactivator activity.